Molecule: messenger RNA, 1704 nt
Organism: Anopheles cruzii
Lineage: Eukaryota; Metazoa; Arthropoda; Insecta; Diptera; Culicidae
Exons: 6
Coding region: 40-1704 (554 amino acids)
Biological process (GO): negative regulation of DNA-templated transcription; regulation of transcription by RNA polymerase II
Cellular component (GO): transcription regulator complex; histone deacetylase complex
Molecular function (GO): transcription corepressor activity
Source: RefSeq, a predicted model, not a curated record
CGGUUGCCGCUGGCCGGUCUGGCGCCGCCCCGUGUGCUCAUGUGUAGCGCCUCGAUGGGGGCCGAAGGAUCCGUGACGUUGCAGCUCCGCGAGGCAGUGCAGGCUCCCGACGGGGGCAGUUCGCUGGACGGAGCGCUCACGAUCGGCUACCCGGACCCGGAAAUGUUGGCCGACAUGCUGGGCACCUUUCAGGGCGCGUCCACCGUCGGCUCCGACACGGACGGAACCAGCUUCGACCUGCUGCAGGACUGCGUCAGUCCCCCACCACCCGCGAGCCACCAUCGGACGGCGGAUCAGCACAUCGAGCACCUGACCGGUUCCAUUCUGGCCAAAAGCUCCAACACACACACCAGCACAACUGGCACGACCACCGUCACGCUGAAGGCAGAACCAGUCACCAAAGCCAGCCAGGCACUGAGCGAAAAGUCGACCACCGUCGCCGUCACCAGCACGAACCUUGGGAGCAUCCCUGCGCCACAGCUUAGCAGUAGCAGCAGCAGCAUUAGUGGCCUCGCGCCGUCCGCGAUCGGGAGUGCGGCGAAUGUCGUGCAUCACGGAACCACGAUGGUGACCGUGAAAAGCUCUCCGGCCAGCCUGGGAAGCGUCGGCCUUAGUGCCGCCAGUCCCAGCUCCGCCAGCGGGCUCGUCCUCACGGCCAUCGGGCGCUCCGAGACGAUCUCCCCGGCGAUGGCUUCCGGUAGCCCCAGUUCGGCGUCCUCGUCGCCGUCCGCUUCGUCAUCGCCGCCGCUGGGAGGACUGGUGAAGAAACCGCGCCCCAAGACGGUCUCGCCGACGCGCCACGGACCCCAACAGUGCCAGGUCUGCAGUAAGGUGUUCGGUAACGCGUCCGCCCUCGCCAAGCACAAGCUGACGCACAGUGACGAGCGAAAGUACGUGUGCGGGAUGUGCUCGAAAGCGUUCAAAAGACAGGAUCACCUCAAUGGCCACAUGCUGACGCAUCGCAACAAAAAACCGUACGAGUGCAAGGCGGAUGGCUGCGGCAAGUCGUACUGCGACGCGCGGUCCCUGCGCCGGCACACCGAGAACCACCACAGCCCCCUGGGACUGGGGUCGCCUUCCGGAACCGCCAGCCCGGGACCGAGCGGAAGCAAUGCCGGACCACCCGGCGGGCUCAGUCUGUCACCAGCGACGGCCAGUGGCGACGCGAGCUCACCUCACGGGGCCACCAUCGUGCAGUUCAGUGUCAACGGCAGUGGCAGCACCAACAGCUCCGGCAGUGCCAGCAACAGUAGUAGCUGCAGCUCGAGCAGCAGCAGUUCCAGCCUUUCUAGCAGCAGCUCAAACAGCAGUAGCAGUAGCAGCAGCAGCAGCAGUAGCAGCGGUAACGUGAGUGAUUCGGGUUCGAGUUGCAAAUCGCCUUCACCCAGCUCGCCCGCUCCGGGCAGCGGCAACGAGGGACUCACCCGGCAGCAGCUCGAUCUCAUCUCGCAGAUCAUGCAGCAAACGAAGCAAGCGAACGCCGCGGCCGUUGCCGCUGCGGCCGCUGCCAGUAACGCCGCCGCCAGCAGUACGACGAACUCGAGCACCACGGCCAGCCACGGCCACGGCACAGGAUCCAGCAGCCAGAAGGUGGCGCCUCGGCCCCGAACCUGGAAUAUGCAGAUGGAGGGAAGUAACAACUACGGCAACAACAAUAACAACGGCAACCGCCAGGAUCCGUACAGAGUUCCGGCGUCCAAAUGA